CCUCGCGCUCCGGGGCCGGCGCCGGGCGUGCGCUGGGAGGGAGACUUACCCGGGGGCGCGGGGACGCGGGAGGCGCAGACCCGGACGAGGACGGGCGCGCGCGGGCAGAGAGGCGGCCCCCGGGGCCCCGGGGUGCGCCGGCCCCGCCCCGCCCCGCCCCCGGGCGCACCCAGGCGGCGCGGCCCCGCGCGCAUCCAGCGCCGGCGCCCAGAGUCGGCGGCCGCUCGGGGCUUGCUGUUGCCCGGCCGCCGCUCGCUUCUGGAGGCGCCCCUCCGCCCGCGGCCGCCGCGCUGCCCAAGGACAACUUCCGCGCCGUCCGGCUGUCCCCGCUCGCCGAGGCCCGAAGUUGGAGCGCGGGCGCCGGCAUGGGCAGCAGCGUGGUGUACGAGUGGCUGCGGGCGCUGCGGCUCGCGCAGUACGCGCAGUCCUUCGUGGACAACGGCUACGACGACCUGGAGGUGUGCCGGCAGAUCGGGGACCCUGACCUGGACGCCAUCGGGGUGCUGGCGCCCGCGCACCGCCGCCGCGUCCUGGAGGCCGUCGGCCGCCUGCGCGAGCAGGACGCGGCCACCGCCGGCCUCUACUUCACGCUCGAGCCGCCGCCGCCCGCUGACCCUGGGCCCCUCGGAAGCCCCGGAGACCUCGGCCGCCCGGGCCAGCCCCGCGGGGACCCCCGCACCCGGGAGCGGGUGAGCCACCCCCGGCUGAAGCUGAAGAUCCUGAUCCGGGACAAGCUGGUGCGCGACGGCGUGCACCUGGGCAAGCCCCCGUACUCUCGCCAGGUCCCUGCUGGCCUCCUAGAUAUCUUAAUGUGUUGGCCGAAGCCCUCCCAGAGCCGCUAGCUCCCGAGAGCUCGCGGAGGACGAUGGGUGCCGACGACUGGAGCGGGCACAGGCCGCCUUCUUCCGUAGAGCGACGUGGAUGCCUCCCUGGAAAAGCUCGGACACAUUCUGGAGUGACUGACUUACCAAGCCGGGGACCCAGCUGAUCACAGCUGGAAGCGAGGCGGCAAAAUGGCGCACGCAGAAGGUCCCGGGUUCGCCGUCAGACGACGCGCUGCUGGGAGAUAGGGCUCUGCGCGUUCCGGCAUCCCCCGUUCCAUGAGAUCUUGAUGGAAGUAGAUGAGGUUGGCUGAGGUGUUUGGGUAAAACUCAUUUUAAUUAUAGUAGAAGACAAAAAGUUGGGGUUUUUGCUUUUGAAAUGUGCAAAUGAGCUUUUAACUUGAGAGCAGUAGCUUUAAUUUUGUAUUUUAAUGUGCUUCUCUUUCGCUUCACAUAAGCCCAUGUUUUCAUAAAUUGAGAUACUCUUUGUAAUUCUAUAUAGAAUAGUUGGGCGAGGGGAUUCUUAUUUUAAGGUGCUUUGUGUAGGUAUUUUGUAUGGAGAUGCAGCCAUAAAGCUGGCGACUUUAGGAGCAUCGCUGAGGGAAGAUUUCUUCUAACGCCUUUUAAAAAUUAGGUCUGGUCCCCAACAGGGGGAGGAGCAGCCUUGGCUCCAGAGCUGGCGCCCCUUGCCCGUGGGCACGUCUGGGGCACCCCCAGCUCCGAGUCCCGUGCCUCGACCUCUCCUGGCCGUUCCUGACUCCAGGCCUGGACUGGAGCAUCGUGGACGUGCGUCACCACUGCCGCAGGACACUGGGGGUGGCCGGCGUGAGGCCAGCGUGGUCCUUGCCUCCAGGGGCUUGGCCGGGAGGACGGGAGACGUGCACCGGUGGCAGCCGGCCGGCCCCGCUGUGGGCCCCGGCACCUGGCAGAACCCCCCGUCCCGUCCUUCCCGAGAAGAAGCUGCCACCGCAGGCUGAUGCCUGUGCCGAGGGGGCACGACUGCCGCGUCCACUUCUUCCUCCAGCUCCGCAGUCCUCAGCUCGAGGGGCAAUUUCCUUCAGUGCCACUUCAAGAAAUUUAAGGACCAAAUACUUUAGUUACUUCUAGAGAAUAACUCAGGCUCUGGGGAAUGCCAUUCUUAAAUAAAAAUACCAUUCUCAAAUAAAAAUGCAAGGAAAUCAA
Messenger RNA from Choloepus didactylus (southern two-toed sloth), 2003 nucleotides. RefSeq names its product sterile alpha motif domain containing 5 (gene SAMD5). Gene Ontology annotation, molecular function: protein binding. NCBI's taxonomy places the organism in Eukaryota, Metazoa, Chordata, Mammalia, Pilosa, Megalonychidae. The transcript has 2 exons. The record is from RefSeq and is a predicted model, not a curated record. The coding region runs from base 366 to 842 and encodes 158 amino acids.